UCGUUACUUAUCGUCGGAGGGCUCAUGCGAAUAUCCGCCUACCGGACGCUUGGGCGGUUGUUUGUUGGAGAAGUAGUGCCGCAGAAGAAGCACAAGCUCGUUACGACCGGGAUGUACGCCUACGUUCGACAUCCCAGUUAUAAGGGGUGGGGUAUGCUUAUGCUAGGGCACUCCGUCGCGCUCACUACGCCGCGCUCGUUCCUAGCAGCCAUCGACGUGUGGAGCUCUACCCUUGGGACCAUCGUUGCCCUCAUGUUGGUGAGGCUCUGGAUGAUGUUCAUCCCGUUACUCUGUGUCAGGACGAAGCGGGAGGACGAAAUGUUGCGGCAGGCAUUUGGAACAGAGUGGGAGGAGUGGGCGAAGAGAACGCCGUAUGGGCUAGUUCCAUACGUUUGGUAA
Molecule: messenger RNA, 399 nt
Organism: Dichomitus squalens LYAD-421 SS1
Lineage: Eukaryota; Fungi; Basidiomycota; Agaricomycetes; Polyporales; Polyporaceae
Exons: 1
Biological process (GO): C-terminal protein methylation
Cellular component (GO): endoplasmic reticulum; membrane
Molecular function (GO): protein C-terminal S-isoprenylcysteine carboxyl O-methyltransferase activity
Source: RefSeq, a predicted model, not a curated record